Molecule: messenger RNA, 904 nt
Organism: Carya illinoinensis
Lineage: Eukaryota; Viridiplantae; Streptophyta; Magnoliopsida; Fagales; Juglandaceae
Product: CASP-like protein XL3
Exons: 3
Coding region: 183-734 (183 amino acids)
Source: RefSeq, a predicted model, not a curated record
GAGAGAAGAAUGUAAGUACUCGGCAAGUUGGCAACCUGCAGUGGAAAUUUCUUAUAUGCCAGCAAUAUAUGCAUAUGCAUCCCCCUACAAUAAACGCGCGUCCUGCGAACGAUCGAGGAAGGACGACAGAUCAAUAUAUAAUGAUCAGAUUGGAUUCGGUUUAUUUUCAGAAGUACUGAUAUAUGCGCGCGAGCCGCAUGGAGUUGGGGUUAUCGGAAAUCAGUGUUUUUCUGCGGCUUUCUGCAAUCUUGUUCUUGGUUUUGACGGCUUGUUUGGUAGGUUUAGAUGCUCAAUCCAAGCGUAUCUUCUACACUGAGAGAAGAGCUACUUUCAAAGAUUUGGAUGCUCUCAUAGUUUUAGUGUAUGUGGUAUCUGCGGCUGCUUGCUAUAAUCUGCUUCACCUAUGCAAACGUUCAAUCUCAACGUGGUUUGAAGGAUACUCGAAAUGGGAUCUAUGCCUAUCUUGGGUUUGUUUGCUGGUGGAUCAGGUGGCAGCUUACAUUACGUUUGGGGCAAACUCAGCUGCACUUCAGAGCUCACUUUUUGCAGUGACUGGUGAAGAAGAUUUUCAAUGGAUGAAGCUAUGCAACAGAUAUACCAGAUUCUGUAUCCAAAUCGGUGCGGGUUUGCUCAGUGGCUUUGUGGCAUCUCUGCUAAUGGCAAUCCUGUCCUCCUUCUCCGCCUUUUAUCUGUUUAGGCACUACUCAGCAAAACGAUUCCUCUUCUUAAAGUGAUCUGCACGACAAUAAAUAGAGUAAUGCUGGGCCUGUAUAUUUUACAAUUAUUUUCUCAAAUAAAUAUAUCAAAAAUGCUGAAUGCAAUCGGUAUGUGUAAGCGGGGUGUAGUCGUGUUCUACGUGGAUUAAUAAAUAAGUGAGCAUCAAAUGAUGCGUUUCACUCCCUCA